This is a messenger RNA of Anisakis simplex (herring worm), 1122 nucleotides long. The record is from the annotation of a GenBank genome assembly. NCBI's taxonomy places the organism in Eukaryota, Metazoa, Nematoda, Chromadorea, Rhabditida, Anisakidae.
AUGUGUGCGUGGGUUAGAGAUCAUGUCUCAAUUGAGGAUAUUCUCCAGCUCACUUCAGUUUGGUCACUUCCUUCGUUGACAAUAGAUGGCACAAGCGUUGUUUGCAGUAGUGCAUAUCCGAAUGUUACGAACGCAAAAUUAUUCGGUGGCUUAUCGUGUGGAGCAACCGCUAAAUCGUCGCCGUAUUUUGGUAAUGGAGCGAUAAGCGGUGGAUCGCCGGCCACUCAAAUGAUGGACAGUCCCGAUGAUUUUCAAGUGCAAAAAAUGAUGAUGCUCGGAAAACGAGGCAUUUUGCGCAAUAAAAAUGAGUAUCGUUCUUCGGCAUCAACUCAACAACGACAAUCGUCGCCGUUCCUUCGAAAUUUUGCCGAUGAACAAUUAACGUACGAUCGUGCAUAUUCAUCAGCCAACAACUACGCAAACAUUUAUCACACUCAGCCGUCAUCAUCGUAUCACCUUUCUUCUCAACAUCGUUUUGAUCAUCAUCAAAACGCAAAUCGUUUCUGUUGUUUAGAAGCUAUUCUAAGACCGUGUGUUGCUGAAUUUUUUUCGGUCUUCUUUUGUUUGUUCAUCUACAAUUUGGUGGAUAGCGAAUUGCGUGAUCGUCACAUUCUUUUCUUUAAUCGUAUUCUAACGCUUGCAGCCGCCGAUGCUAUCACUGUGCUUAUUUUUUAUAACGCAUUUCAAACGUUAGUGAACGGUGAGGGUAGCAAUUAUUUUUGUGGUAAUUGGGUAGGUGGCGAUUGGCAGAACAAGAGUUCAUCUUUCUCCAUUUAUCACAAUCGCGCAAUUGUUUUCGCUGUCGACGGCAUGGCCACUUUGCAUCGUGCUCGUAUUAAUGCAGCUAUCCGCAUCAGUUCUAUCAGUUACCAUUUUCAGUACGUUUUCAGUUUGUUACUAUCAACUGUUUCAUGGAAUCCUUUGCUGCCAUUUGGCUUGGCCGUUUUUUCAAUUUUACAAAGCGACUAUUCGCCAUUUUUGAAUCAUUACGUUUUCUGGCUUGGACCCAUUAUUGGAUCAUUAUUUGGAUGUUUCCUGUUCAGGUUAAUAUUUGCGCCUGAUGAGAAGCGACUAAUGAAUUGCUUCGGAUGUUCUUGGAAGCGAACCACAGGACGUCUCUGA